Molecule: messenger RNA, 1748 nt
Organism: Brassica rapa (field mustard)
Lineage: Eukaryota; Viridiplantae; Streptophyta; Magnoliopsida; Brassicales; Brassicaceae
Product: DEAD-box ATP-dependent RNA helicase 10
Cellular component (GO): cytosol
Molecular function (GO): nucleic acid binding; RNA helicase activity; ATP binding
Source: RefSeq, a predicted model, not a curated record
GCCGAGUUCCGAUUUGCUUCAACACACUGCUCGAUUUUUUCUAAAGCGUUAAACUUCGAACAGCACUCUGCUCGUUGAAAGUCUUGAACACUUGAUCGUUCUCAAGGCUAUUUUACUCCCGCUCGAUAAUUUGAGAGUCCAGAGAGGAGAAAGGAAGAGACUUUCUUGGUGGGUAAUUGAAAAAAGAAAAAAAUGGAGGAAGAGAGCGAAGUGGUGAAGACGUUCGCAGAGCUCGGCGUUCGCGAGGAGCUAGUGAAAGCUUGCGAGAGGUUAGGGUGGAACAACCCUUCGAAGAUUCAAGCCGAAGCUCUUCCUUAUGCUCUCGAAGGGAAGGAUGUGAUUGGACUUGCGCAAACCGGUUCAGGCAAAACCGGAGCGUUCGCGUUGCCUAUCUUGCAAGCGCUUCUUGAGUAUGUUAAUAACGCUGAGCCUAAGAAAGGGCGUAGACCUGAUCCUGCUUUCUUCGCUUGUGUUUUGUCUCCAACUCGAGAGCUAGCAAUCCAGAUUGCUGAGCAGUUUGAAGCUUUAGGAUCUGAUAUAAGUCUUAGGUGUGCUGUGCUUGUUGGAGGUAUAGACAGGAUGCAACAAACUAUAGCUCUUGGGAAACGGCCUCAUGUUAUUGUUGCAACACCUGGUCGUCUUUGGGAUCAUAUGUCUGACACUAAAGGCUUUUCUCUGAAGACGUUGAAGUAUCUGGUUCUUGAUGAAGCAGAUAGAUUGUUGAAUGAAGAUUUUGAGAAGUCUCUUAAUCAGAUUUUGGAAGAGAUCCCUCGUGAUCGUAAAACAUAUCUAUUUUCAGCAACUAUGACUAAAAAGGUUAGGAAACUUCAAAGAGCAUGCUUAAGGAAUCCUGUGAAGAUAGAAGCUGCCUCCAAAUACUCCACAGUUGAUACUCUUAAACAGCAGUAUCGGUUUGUUGCUGCUAAAUACAAGGAUUGCUACCUUGUGUAUAUUCUCACUGAAAUGCCUGACUCAACAUCAAUGAUAUUCACCAGAACUUGUGAUGGUACUCGUUUCAUGGCCUUGAUGCUUCGGAGCCUUGGUUUCAGAGCCAUUCCCAUCAGUGGUCAAAUGACUCAGUCAAAGAGACUAGGAGCAUUGAAUAAGUUCAAAGCAGGGGAAUGCAACAUCUUGGUUUGCACUGAUGUGGCUAGUAGAGGGCUUGAUAUCCCAUCUGUUGAUAUGGUUAUCAACUAUGACAUCCCCACAAACUCAAAGGAUUACAUUCAUAGAGUGGGAAGAACAGCUCGUGCUGGACGUUCUGGUGUUGGGAUAUCACUUGUAAACCAGUAUGAGCUGGAAUGGUACUUACAAAUUGAAAAACUCAUAGGCAAGAAACUACCAGAGUAUCCAGCUGAGGAAGAUGAAGUGUUGUCAUUGUUGGAGAGAGUUUCAGAAGCUAAAAAACUAUCUGCAAUGAAUAUGAAAGAGUCAGGAGGUAGGAACAAGAGAAGAGGAGAAGAUGAUGAAGAGAGUGAGAGGUUCUUGGGAGGUGGUAACAAGGGAGGUAACAAGGGAGACAAGAAGUCUUCAAAGAAGUUCAAACGAUAAACAUGCCAUCUUUGUAUUGUUUUGUGAUAAACUCACCAAAGUUUUGAUACUAGUAAUUUGUAUUUUUUGUUUUGCUCUUCUUUUAAAGACUCAACUUAUAUGCUAUUAAAAGUUUAGAAGCUCUGGUCUCUGUUCUUCUUAGUGGUGCAUCUGCUGUUUUUAUUUUCUUAUAUUUACAGAAACCUGUUUAACUGUUA